Molecule: messenger RNA, 2339 nt
Organism: Pollicipes pollicipes
Lineage: Eukaryota; Metazoa; Arthropoda; Thecostraca; Pollicipedomorpha; Pollicipedidae
Product: serine/threonine-protein kinase BRSK2
Exons: 14
Coding region: 114-2339 (741 amino acids)
Biological process (GO): intracellular signal transduction; protein phosphorylation
Cellular component (GO): cytoplasm
Molecular function (GO): protein serine/threonine kinase activity; ATP binding
Source: RefSeq, a predicted model, not a curated record
UGCUGGCGCGUGGAAUCGAUGGUGCUGCUGGAGCCGGGGCGUGCCGUGUGUUCAGCGCCGCGGCCCGGCGCCUGGUGAGGCGGUGAGACGGUGAGACGGUGAUACGGUGAGCCAUGUCGGAGCCGCGGGCCGAACGCAUCCGCAGUCGGGACAGCCACGCCUCCGAGUUCUUCCAGUACGUGGGCCCCUACCGGCUGGAGAAGACGCUGGGCAAGGGCCAGACGGGCUUGGUUAAGCUCGGCGUACACUGCAUGACGGGCAGGAAAGUCGCAGUCAAGAUAGUCAACAAAGAAAAGCUGAGCGAAUCCGUGCUACAAAAGGUGGAACGAGAGAUAGCCAUCAUGAAGCUCAUCGACCAUCCACAUGUGUUAGGAUUGUAUGACGUAUAUGAUAACAAGAAAUACUUAUAUCUGGUAUUGGAGCACGUGUCUGGAGGUGAGCUGUUCGAUUACCUGGUGAAGAAAGGCCGGCUCACGCCAAAAGAGGCGCGCAGGUUCUUCCGACAGAUCAUUUCCGCGCUGGAUUUCUGUCACAGCCACUCCAUCUGCCACCGCGACCUGAAGCCGGAGAACCUGCUGCUGGACGAGAAGAACAACAUCCGCGUGGCCGACUUUGGGAUGGCGUCGCUGCAGCCGGACGGGCACACGCUGGAGACCAGCUGCGGCAGUCCCCACUACGCCUGCCCGGAGGUCAUUCGGGGGGAGAAGUACGACGGUCGUCGGGCGGACGUAUGGUCGUGUGGCGUGAUCCUGUACGCGCUUCUGGUGGGCGCGCUGCCGUUCGACGACGACAACUUGCGCCAGCUGCUGGAGAAGGUCAAACGGGGCACGUUUCACAUCCCGCACUUCGUGCCGCCCGACUGUCAGAACCUGCUGCGGGGCAUGAUUGACGUCAACCCCGAGACCCGGCUCACGCUGCGCGAGAUUAACCGGCACCAGUGGGUGGUGGCCGGCUCGAAGGGUGAACUGGAGCUGGAGCCGCCCAUGAUGGAGGUGGUGCAGACGCAUGUGAUCCCCGGCUCCGAGCUGCUCGACACGGACGUCCUGCGGGCCAUGACACACCUCGGCUGCUUCAAGGACAAGGAGGCUCUCGUGCACAACCUGCUCUGCCCCGCUCACAACACGGAGAAGGUCAUCUACUUCCUGCUUCUGGAGCGGAAGAGACGCAAGCCGGCCUACGAGGACGACGCCGAGGCGCUGAUGAGGGCCAGGUCGGACUCGGCCGACCCGCCGCGGAAGCGUGUCGACUCGUACAAGUUGAACGGCUCCACGCACCACUACGAGCAGCUGAGCGAAGGCUCGCCCAUCAUUCCGCGGCGCCACUUCCACCACCGGCGAAGACCGAGCAGCUCCUCCGGACUGAGCCCGCUCUCGUCGUCGACGGUGACACCGACGGCCUCGCCGCUGCCGUCGCCCAAGCUGCUGGUGCGGCCGUCGCCGCUGCCGGCCUCGGACGAGCUGGCCACGCCGCCGGCCUCGCCGUACGGAGCGCCCGCCUACUGGCGCUCGCGGCUCAACACCAUCAAGAACUCGCUGAUGGGCUCGCCCCGCUUCCACCGGCGCAAACUGCAGGUGCCGUCUGACGAGACGCGCCUGACGCCCGAGUCGUCGCCCGAGCUGACCAAGCGCUCCUGGUUCGGCACGCUUAUGGGCUCGGAGCGCGACGAGAGCUACACCGUCAUCGUGCGCAGCAAGCCGCUCGCCAUCGUCAAGGCCGACCUCAUCCACUCGUUCCUUUCGAUCGCUGACCUCAGCCACAGCGUCACAUCGCCGAUGUCGUUCCGUGUUGAGUACCGGCGCGGUGCGGCCGGGCCGGCCGUGUUCCAGCGCCAGGUGCGCUUCCAGGUGGACAUCACGCCCGUCUCGCAGGGCGACGACGAGUGCCUGUACGCCAUCAACUUCACGCUGGUGUCCGGCAACAUCCGUCGGUUUCGGCGCAUCUGUGAGCACAUUCACUGCCAGGUGUGCUCGCGGCGUCCGCCGCCGUCGCCGCGGGUGGGGCGCAAGUUCACGGCGGACCUGUCAGAGAGCUCGUCGGCCGGCUCCGACUCUUCCGACCGGCUGCAGGCCACCGCGCCCAAACAGGUCGACGCCGAGCCCGAGGCGGACAACAUCCUGGACAUGAAGACGCCGACCAACGAGACCGCGGCGCCGGUCGGCGGCGCCGAGCCGUCCGUAGCCGAGCCGACUACGACUCUGACUCCAGCUUCUCCGGCCGAGUCGGUGCCGCGGUCCGUCAGCGCCUCGCCAGCCGCCAGUGACGACUCAACGGCGGCAACGGUCACAGUGACACCUAGCGAGUCCGAACACAACUCGAGCUGCGCCGUGUCGGCGCUAUGA